UAUCCUGCGGGUGUUUUUCUAGGAGAGGAAAAAACCCACGCCCAGCUCGCCCUCUGUGCAUCCCAGUGUUAGCAGCGUGUAACCGUACCCACGUGCGAGCGCCUGCUGAACGCGCCACGCGCCUGCUGUACAUAAGCUGCGCCUCGACCCUCGCAUCGCCACUACGUACAGACGCGGCUCCCAGACACACGCUUGGAAUUCCAUCGAGCGGACGACAAGACAGCAUCAUGGUUGAGGCAGUUCUUGGAAAGUGGCAGGUGGACCUGGACUCCACGACUGGACUGGAGGAGUUCGGCGCAGCUAUUGGUUUCUCAGAACAGCGGAUUGAGACCUACCGAAAGUUGUCGUACACCCUGGAACUCUCAGGAGCUGGCGACACUUUCACGGCCACCGUCGUCUUCGAUGCCGAGGGUAUCCCACCCCAGACCUACUCUUUCAAGCUCGGCGAGACAAUCGACUACAACGCCAUUGAUGGCACCAAGCCCAAGCUGACAAUCACACUGGAUGGCAACAAAUUUAUUGAGACCUACAAACUGGAAGACAAAGAAUGGCAGACAACAAGAGAGGUUGACGGCAGUGUCAUGACCUCGACAACAAGCUUUGGUGGUGCAGCUAUAGUGCAGAAGCUCAACAAAGUGUAAGGGAGAAAUGAAAACCAGACUUCUUAGGGAAAAAAAGGACCAGCAAACCUCUGACUGAAGAGAUGGCUUUCAGCGCUCCAAAAUCUUUAAUGUUUUUACAAACUCCGCAAUCAUGACGCUUUUGUGCCAUCCAUUUUCAUGAUACAGCUUGUGGCUUUUUAAUGGAGCUCAAUAUCCAGUGGCAACCACCAGUGUGUAAAAAUCAGUGUCAUUUUGUUGCUAGUUUAUUUUAUUUUCAAGUACAUAACAUCGAGUUGUGCUUAUUUAACUAUUAUGCUCAAGAUCUUUUUAUUUUCUUUUUGUAUCUUUUUUUGCAUCAAUGGAACACAUGUACUAUUAAAAUUGUGAUUCACUA
Pomacea canaliculata is the source of this 996-nucleotide messenger RNA. Its product is annotated as fatty acid-binding protein, liver-like. NCBI's taxonomy places the organism in Eukaryota, Metazoa, Mollusca, Gastropoda, Architaenioglossa, Ampullariidae. The transcript is spliced from 6 exons. The record is from RefSeq and is a predicted model, not a curated record. The coding region runs from base 228 to 641 and encodes 137 amino acids.